AUCAUCUUACCAAACAACCCCUAAUGCUUGUUAUAGGGUAGACGGUUUACAUCAUAACUUUGGAGUACGUUUCUUUCUGCGUGAAUGCGAAAUACUUUGUGCACCAUAGUGUCUGUUUUCCCCUUUUUAACAACUUUAACGUCACUCAUCAAUUUAAUUGAUAACUUAACUAGUGAUAGCUCAAAUUAGAAUGGACUACUUCUUUAAUGGCAUAUAUAUGUAGUAUUAGAUAAUAAUAGCAAAAUACAAAUUUCUGCUUUAACGGCACGUCUCACGGUCUUAUGAUUUUAACAUCACGCUGACAUUCAUGAUCUUAUUAAUCAAUUCCCCAUUUCGAUGUCACAACCAUUGUUAGCCACAAGAAUUCUUCAUUAAAUUAAUCUCCAUGAACCUUCCUUAUUUAUUUUAUUACCCCAUUAAGUUAUCUUAAUUGAAUUAAUCUUCCUUGUCCCUAAUCUCACAGUCCCUCCACCAAACAAAAAACAACAAAAAAACAAAAUGUUUUUUUUUUUUAAUAAGUCACUUAUUAUACAGCUCAAUACCGUUGCAAUUUCCACGACUCCAGAUAGUGGUCGUUACUCGUUAACCCAUUCCUCUUUUUCCUUCUUUCUUCUUCUUCACUUCAAUUCAAAGCUCUUUUUUCUAACUUUUCACUAAAAUAAAACUUUUCAACUAAUUUUCUUCUACUUUUUUUUGGCUCUAACACUUUUUAUUCUCCAUAGCCUUUUUCCUUUGAAUCUCCCAAAAUAUAAGAAAAAAAAAUGAAACUCGGCUCAAGGCAACAGCAUCAAACUCAGAGAAGUUGGGCUGAAAUAUUGUGUUUCGGUUGCACGUGCCUACAGCUUUUUUGGCCGCGAGUGGUGAUGCGCAAAUGGCUCAAUAUUAGUGCUAAGGAUUCCGAUUAUAGUGCUGACCCUGACUCUGAUUCCGGCUCCGGUUCCGAUCCCGAACAAGAAAUCGGUGACUGGCCGAGGCAGUCGCGGUUGAACGAUGCCAAAGGCAGCCAAGUUGAUAUCAACGAUGCUCUUCCCAGGAUAAGAAGACGAAAGUCAGAAACAUUUAGGGCACAGUACAUUAACACGAAGGAAAUUAAGGUCUGCGUUGGCACAUGGAAUGUUGCUGGAAGAUUUCCUUCAGAAGAUCUUGAACUUGAUAGCUGGUUGGAUGUUAAUGAGCCUGCUGACAUCUAUGUGAUUGGAUUUCAGGAAGUUAUACCAUUAAAUGCUGGCAAUAUCUUUGGUGCUGAAGAUAGCCGCCCCAUUUCAGUUUGGGAGGACAUCAUUCGCGAAAGUCUGAAUAAAGUCCCACCAGUGAAUAAGUUUAAAUCCUUUAGUGAUCCUCCUUCACCAUCAAGGUUUAAGCCAUCUGAAGAUGCCCCUGAUAUAGAAGAAGAAAUUGCCUUUGAAUCUGACAGUGGUAGCGAGGAGGAAAUUUUUCCAAUAAAUGAAGAGUCCAGUGACUUUGUUGAAAUCAAGGAUGGACGAGUCAAUGAUGUAGCUGUUUUGAACAAAACUUGGAGUUUGAACCCAAUCAAUGAGGAGUUUGAAAGGCAAUUUUCUUCUCCAAGGAGGCUAGACAGGCUAUAUUGCUUUAAACCAGAUGAGGAUGAAGAAGAAGAAGCAGGAGAAUCAAAUGUUCAGUUUGCAAAAAAAUUGACAAAAACAAUUAGUGGGACAGAGAGAAUUGGUCUUUGCUGGCCAGAGCGACCAUUGGAUCUUUUGGGCCAGCAUGUUUCAGAAAGACCUGGUUCCUUUAAAUCUAUGAAAUCAUUCAAAGCUUCUAAAUCUUUUAAAACUUACAGUUCUUUUAAGUUGAAUGCUAAUGGUCCAAAUAGAACACAAUCAGAUGCAACUCUACUCGCGGAACUAGACCUUGAAGCUUUGAUAAAUCGGAAAAGAAAACCAUCUUAUGUGAGGAUUGUGAGCAAGCAAAUGGUUGGAGUUUUUCUUAGCGUAUGGGUUCGUAGGAGCCUACGAAAGCAUAUACAGAAUUUGAAUGUGGAUACAGUUGGUGUUGGUGUAAUGGGCUUCAUAGGUAACAAGGGAUCAGUAUCUGUGAGCAUGUCUAUAUAUCAGACUUUCUUUUGCUUUAUCUGUACUCACCUAACAUCGGGUGAGAAGGAGGCAGAUGCAGUCAAAAGAAACACUGAUGUCCAUGAAAUUCAUCGACGAACACAUUUCAAUGCAUUCUCUAGGAUCGGACUUCCUAAGAGCAUCCAUGAUCAUGAGCGAAUAAUCUGGCUGGGAGAUCUGAAUUAUCGUAUUAAUUUGUCGUAUGAGAGAACAAGGGAGCUGAUAUCAAAAAAGGACUGGUGUCAGUUAAUUGAGAGAGAUCAGCUCAGCAAAGAGUUCAAGAAAGGUCGUGCAUUUGAUGGGUGGUCUGAAGGUACUUUAAACUUUCCGCCAACUUAUAAAUAUGAAGUAAACUCAGAGAAGUAUUGCGGAGAGGAUCCAAAGGCCGGGAGACGUAAUCCAGCAUGGUGUGAUCGAAUUCUAUCAUUCGGGAAGGGGAUAAGGAUACUGAGUUACGGGAGAUCUGAACUUAGGUUUUCAGAUCAUCGACCUGUCUCUGCCACAUAUAUGGUAGAGGUUGAGGUAUUUAGCCCGAGGAAGUUGCAACGGGCCCUCACUUUUACUGAUGCUGAAAUUGAAAAGGAGGAAAUGGUUACAGAUAUGGGAAGAGAGAGUGGAAUGGGUCGAUUCAUUUCAGAGCAGGAUGAUUCUUAUUGGAUGCGCUAAAAAGGACAUUUGAAGCGGCUGCAAGAUAGAUUAUCCGACUGGUGAAUUUUCAUGAGUAACGAUUCUGCAUAUAUUAUUUUGAUUUUUUAUUCUUCACCUUUGAGGCUGUAUAUUGUGUUUAGGCGAUGCAUCUUUACUGUAUAUUAUUGUUGUUCAGACUUCUAAGUGAGUGAGCCCAUUUUUGUAGUCUUCCUUCUUAGUCUGGACUUUUCCAGCACGAAUUUGUGAAGCAGUGUAUAGCAAAUUACCAAUGUAUGCAAUAAUGUUGCUCUCAGCUUUUCUGACAAAUAACAUUCUUUACAAACCGAA
Nicotiana tabacum (common tobacco) is the source of this 3047-nucleotide messenger RNA. RefSeq names its product type IV inositol polyphosphate 5-phosphatase 3. The record is from RefSeq and is a predicted model, not a curated record. Gene Ontology annotation, biological process: phosphatidylinositol dephosphorylation. Lineage: Eukaryota; Viridiplantae; Streptophyta; Magnoliopsida; Solanales; Solanaceae. Gene Ontology annotation, molecular function: phosphatidylinositol-3,4,5-trisphosphate 5-phosphatase activity; inositol-polyphosphate 5-phosphatase activity; phosphatidylinositol-4,5-bisphosphate 5-phosphatase activity.